CAGUUCUGUUUUGUUGUGUAUUUUAUUGGUGUAUUCUAUUGUUCAACCUAAGUGGGAGAGUGUUUGACAAGAUGGAUCGUUGGAGAACAUGAGUUCACUUUAAUCUAUUGAUCAGAAGCCUGGUUCGAAAAAAAACGAUAUCAUUCUGUCCUUUCCAAUUUUGAAGAAAAACACAAAGCCUACUAAUGCCUCCUCUCUCUAUCGACAUUCUGGUGAAACGAUGAUAGAUUUACAGCAAGUGCUUUCAUUUUUCAGCUGUUUCAGGUAUCUGCUAAACAGAUUGUUGCGUUGAUUUCUGGGAAGACAGAUGGUGGUGUGCAUGCUUCAGGACAACUGAAGGAAUGAAGGAUUGUUCAGCUCAGUAGAUCAAAUUUGCUAUAGGCCUUGGCUACAUUUGCGCUGCGUGUGGGUGUCUAGACUCUCACUAUCAUUUUUUUUUUUGUAGCAGCUUUGUUUUUCUCUGGCUAUAGUUGAAAGUAGAUGAAAUACCACAAGUUGCUUAAAAUGGGACAGCUUUUUAAUCUGCUCAAAUGUAAGACAAAAAUCUGCCUUUUCUUAUUAUCUCUUGUAGAGCCCCCAUCCUUUCCGAUACCAAAAAUCUAAAGCACCAAGGGUAAAUCAGACUCAUUUGUGCUUUCAUCGAUUGGAUCAAUUCUAUCUUGGACUUUGUGGUUUAUUCAUCUUCACAUAUUUAGACACAUGCGCACACCACAGUCUCUGGACUUUUUUCAAGGUCCCAUGCAGCGCCUGUAGCACCACCCUGUAGCCUUUGGCCUUCCAAGCGAUCAUUAUUUUCCGUGAUUGACACUUUGGGAUGGUGUGCAUUUCAUUGAUGAGAAUUUUAGAGCCCUGCGGCUUGUGAUCCUUGAGCCAUCGUCGAACCCAACAAAACUAACCAGCCAUCCCGGGAAUCCGCAGACACUGACCUGGACAGGCAAGAAGCUGCAGGAUUCAUCAAUACUUGGCUAGGACUCCAUCACAACUCAUGACCGGCAUCUUCAUCUCAAUCCUGGUUAGAGAUCGCUGAACUUCUGACUUCUUCUUCUGCAGCAGCAGCAGCAGCAGCAGCAGCAGCAGCACCGGACAUCACAAGGAACCUCUGCAGCAACCUUCUGGGCUGGUAAACUUUGAAAGACAUGAAGAUACUCGGCCAUGUGACCUUCUUCCUUCUGCUCGGGGGAAUCUUUGCUCAGAGCAGCCGUAAUGCUAAAGUGAGUGGGAAAUCCGCCAAGAGAGGUGGUGGUGGGGCCCAAGCAGGUGACACUGGCCAGUCCACCCCGUCGGCCGAUGCUUCUCAAGGGAGCAGCAGAAGCUCCGGGAGAUCAGCUGACUCGAGACAGGACAGCACUGCAGGAAGUCGUACAACUGGACAACAGACGGACGAGAUGAGGCUGCAGUUCCUAAGGAGCGCCCAGGUGACAUGCAAUGACGGAUCAGCAGCUGGGUUCUACCUAAAAGAGUUCAGAGGAAGCCGCAGAUGGCUGUUAUUUCUGGAAGGUGGCUGGUGCUGCUACAGCAAAGAGACCUGUGAUUCCAGGUACCAAAAUAUCCCCCGCCUAAUGAGCUCAUCAGGGUGGCCCCAAACUAAAAGAGGGACUGGAAUAUUAUCGCCCAGCGCAGAGGAAAACCCCCACUGGCAUAAUGCAAAUCUUGUAUUCAUCCCAUACUGUUCCAGCGACGUAUGGAGUGGCACAGGCCCAGCUCCAACCCCCGCUCCAAGAACAAGACAAGGAAAAGAUAAAGUGAAAGACAGGAACACAAAUGCAACUGAGUAUUCUUUCAUGGGAUCCCUUAUCAUCCGGGAGGUCAUCAAAGACCUCAUUCCCAAAGGAAUCAAGCAGGCCAAGGUUGUCAUGCUGGCUGGCACCAGUGCUGGCGCGACAGGUGUUUUGCUCAACAUUGAGAGGGUUGCCAGCCAGCUGGAGCAGCUAGGUACCGAGGCUCAGGUGCGCGGCCUGGUGGAUUCUGGAUGGUUUCUGGAGAGUAAGCAGCAGCGGUCCCCCAACUGCCCAGCGACUGUUUCCUGCACACCUGAAGAUGCUAUCAAGAUAGGACUCAGGAUGUGGAAUGGGGUUGUUCCGGAAAGGUGUCGGCAGCUCUACAAGAGAGGGGAGGAAUGGCAGUGCUUCUUUGGUCAUAGACUAUACUCCACUUUGACCUCUCCACUCUUCAUCAUGCAGUGGCUGUUUGAUGAGGAGCAGCUGAGAGUGGAAAACAUCUACAUGGGCGGUCAGAGUCUGUCUGAGGAACAGUGGCAGUACAUCCAGAAUCUGGGCUUAGAAAUCAAAAACUCCCUGACAGAUGUGACGGCUGUAUUUGCUCCAUCUUGCCUCUCACACACUGUCAUCACCAAAAGCAACUGGAUGAGUUUCCAGGUUAAAGGCACAUCUUUGCCACGGGCUCUCCACUGCUGGGACAGAAGCCUGGAGGCAAUUCGCAACAACAGAACCCCAUCUAAAGGCUGCCCUUUCCACCUGGUGGACACCUGCCAGUGGCCUCAGUGUAACCCCACCUGUCCAGCUUUGGUGGACCAGGCCACCCAGCAGGAGCUUACUUUGCUCCAGAUGCUGGUCGCCAUGGGCCUUGACCCACAAAGGCUCGGCCUGGAUCCCGAGGGAGAGGGAGAUUCUCUGGUCAGCAUGGCCAAUAACGGUGGCUAAGUGGAAAAAAACUGAAAGGAAGACAAUUUUAAUGAAACAGAAAAGUGUUUGAAAUUUAAUGUAACCGUAGAAAUGCUUUUACAAAUCUGGUUACGAUAGGCUGUCCUGUUUAGCAUUCCAUAAUGCUCCACUUCUGUGACUCGGCUGGUUGGUAUGUUGCAGCAUCUGGGUUUGUGUUGUUUACUGGGCCCUCUACUGGUCACAAGAGGGAAGAGCUUAGCAUCAAAAGUAUUUCAGCUAUCCAGGUCUCAGUGGUUUGACCUUUUCCAGAUGUCUGGGCAUAACCUAAAACACACGUUCAUCCUAAGCAGUCUAACAUCCAGCAUCAUAGUACGAGCCUGUUAGUAGAGUUUUAACACACAAAUGUUCACAUCAAUGUCUGGGGCACAGAUGAUAUACACUUUCAUCAGAUCGAAAAUACAAAUAAAUCUAAUAAUGCAAUCCAGCAAACUGUUCACACACACACAAAAAUGGAAAACACCAUAAACUUUUGUGCACAAGGAGUCUGCUGAUUUUUGAUUGGCUUUGUUUGAUUAUUUUUAGCAACUGAUGUGAUACUAACUUAUUUAUAUAUACUUUUAUGUUUAUGUGUUCUAUGCAUGCCAAAAUAAGUGUUAUGAGUUACUGAUGUGUUUUCUUUGAAGUCACUGAUCUUCUAUAUUUAAUCAUUCAGUUUAUUCUAAUCUGUGAAGUAAGCGCAAUUUUUAACAUGUUGACGCUGUGGUGAUUCACCGCGCAGUUGUUAUGACUCAUUUUGCUGUCAUGCAAAUUACUAACUAUGACCUUCCUGUCAAUAAUUGCUGUCAAACAUAUCCUAUGAUGUUUCUCUUUUUUCAUUUCAUUUAUGGACAGAUGGUUUAUUUCCAAGUCACUGCUUUAGUAAAGUCAACUGAUGUACAUGUUGAAAUAAAAAAUAUAAUUUGAA
Messenger RNA from Gambusia affinis (western mosquitofish), 3585 nucleotides. RefSeq names its product notum pectinacetylesterase 2 (gene notum2). Gene Ontology annotation, molecular function: hydrolase activity. Lineage: Eukaryota; Metazoa; Chordata; Actinopteri; Cyprinodontiformes; Poeciliidae. The record is from RefSeq and is a predicted model, not a curated record. The transcript has 14 exons. The coding region runs from base 1137 to 2660 and encodes 507 amino acids.